AUGUUUCUCUCCGUUCUGCUCAGGCUUUUGGGGCUGGCAACAUGCUCCGUCUCUGUUCGUGCUCAAAGAGCUGGAUCUUUCGAACAAGUGGGAGACACGCUUGUCAGUGCUAUGAUGAUGUUUCUGGGAAACGAGGGCAAGGUCUACAUUCUAGAUAAAACCGAGGGGAACGAAGCACAAGUGAACGGCCACCCUGCCUGGGCAUCGGUUUGGGAUGUAGCCUCCCGGACAGCGACUGUCAUGGACGUUGAGACCAACCCCUUCUGUGCUGCAGGCAUGCACCUUCCAAACGGUUCUUUCGCAACCUUUGGAGGGAACGGCGCUAUCACUGUCGGCGGCAACAUCGGUUCGAGCCUCAACCCUGAUGGCGUCAGUGCAAGUUUCGACUCAACCUAUCAAGACUUCGAUGGCACCAAAGCCAUCCGUAUCAUCACACCCUGCACCGGCGAUGUAUCGGAAGAUCCGUCCUGUAGCUGGUACGAUUCUCCUAACGGUCUGCAGAUGGAAAAACAGAGAUGGUAUCCAGGUUGUGAGGCACUCGCAGACGGGAGUGUGGUGCUCAUCGGUGGAUUCGUCAAUGGAGGGUACAUCAAUCGAAAUGUUCCCAAUACGGAUCCGUUAACGGAAGGAUUGGCUGCAGAGCCGACAUUCGAGUUUUACCCAGCGAAUGGCAGGACCGCGGAGGUGAUGCAGUUCAUGGUCACGACAAGUGGGUUGAACGCGUAUGCACAUACCUAUCUUAUGCCUUCGGGCAAGAUACUGGUCCAGGCAAAUUGGUCCACAAUUUUAUGGGACUACACACAAAACAUCGAGACACCCUUGCCCGACAUGCCAGGACAUGUUGUUCGCGUGUAUCCCGCCUCUGGGCCUGUUUCCAUGCUCCCUCUCACCCCCGCGAAUAACUGGAAUCCUACGGUUUUGUUCUGCGGAGGCUCUGACAUGCCAGAAGAGGAUUGGGGUAAUUAUAGUUUCCCGAGUGUCAAUACCUGGGAGAUUCCUGCCUCCGCGGACUGCCAGCGGCUUACGCCAGAACCUCUCGACGGCUCCACGCCAGAAUACGAACAAGAUGAUGACAUGCCUGUUGGUCGCACUAUGGGCCAAUUCAUUGCUCUCCCAGAUGGAACACUUCUUGUCGUCAAUGGCGGUCAGAACGGCACCGCAGGGUACGCCGCACAAACCGGCCAAACCGCCUCCUUCAGCGACAUGCCCUUUGGUAUGUCCCUUGCGUCCAGUCUCGUAGGCCAACCAGCCCUAUACAAUCCAGAUGCACCUAAGGGCAGUCGCUGGUCUACCUUAGGUUUCGACUCAUCUUCCAUCGCCCGUUUAUAUCACUCUUCCGCUCUCCUCCUGGCCGAUGGAUCCGUCUUUAUCGCAGGGUCCAAUCCCAACGUCGAUGUCAACACCAGUACCGUCUUUCCUACCACUUACACCGCAGAGAUUUUCUAUCCACCGUACUUCAGCGCUUCCACCCGUCCCUUAACUCAGGGUGUCCCAUCGGUGCUCUCCUACGGAGGGGAUUUCUUCGAUAUCACCGUCACCCCGUCAUCCUACUCUGGCCCUGCAAAUGACGCGGCGGCGAAUACUUCCAUCUGGCUCAUGCGUCCGGGAUUUACGACCCAUGCGAUGAACAUGGGACAGCGCGCUAUGCAACUCAACAAUACCUACUCGGUCGCAUCAGACGGCUCUAUCACUUAUCAUGUCUCCCAGCUCCCGCCAAACCCGAAUCUGUUCCAGCCGGGACCGGCGCUUCUCUUCGUCACCGUCAAUGGCAUCCCCAGUAAUGGAACACUGGUGAGAGUUGGGAGUGGGAAUGUCGAGAUGCAGCCGACAUUCGAUGUCUCUGAGUUGCCUGCGAGCCAAACUGCCGCGAUAGAGUCUACAGGGUCGGGCAAUGGAAGCAACGGUACUGAUAUGGCUGGAAAGAGCGGCGCAGGAAGCUUGACAACGUCGAUCAUUGGGAAGGGGAAGCUUGUUGGGGUUUACGGUGCCGUGACGUUAGUGAGUAUUGCAUCUGGCAUUUGGUGCUGGUGA
Stereum hirsutum FP-91666 SS1 is the source of this 2031-nucleotide messenger RNA. RefSeq names its product glyoxal oxidase. The record is from RefSeq and is a predicted model, not a curated record. Lineage: Eukaryota; Fungi; Basidiomycota; Agaricomycetes; Russulales; Stereaceae. The coding region runs from base 1 to 2031 and encodes 676 amino acids. The transcript has 5 exons.